AUGUUGUCCGAUCGUCAAUUGUCCGAAACCCUCUGCUUCUACUACGGCUUCGACGCCGAGAACGGUCGGAUAUUGGCGCUGCCGAUAGUGAGAGAGUGUUGUUGUGGGCAGCCGGAUUGUCAGGCCAAGCCUGUAGCUGGCAAGUCUUCCGUUUGGCGCCCGUCCGCUCGUCUGGCGGCUAACGCCUCCGCCGCUUUGCGCCUCGUCAGUUUUUCUUUGAUUUGUUGUGUUAGGGUUGAGAUUAGGGCUUUAGGUUAGAUAAAGUUAGAACAUAAAAGAAAUUGAGUUUUUUUAAUUAUUAUAGUUAUUUUAGGUAGUUUUAAUUGUUUUGGUAGGCUUUUUAAACGAUGUAGUACUAAAAUCAUAUCAAGAGUGAAAGCACAAUAAUAUUUAUAGUAUUCUAAAGCUUCUGCAAGACUUUUAGAUAACAAAAAGUUAAGAAAACCCCUUAGAAUAGACAAGAUAUCUUUCUAUCAGUUCAUUAGCUAAAAGAAAAGAGCUUUACUAAGCCCUUAAACGUGUAUUUUAAGCCUAUAAAAGGCGUAGAAUAUGCCAUAAGCAAGGUACCAAGUUAGAGUAAGAAGUCAAAACUCAAUGUCAUUUUAAAUUAGGUUUGAAAAUUUCAGCGCGCUCCACGCUCCGCUUGCAGCGUUUUGCCAACUCAGUGCUGUACCACCGAGGCCUACACGAGCAAGUGCUGCUUUAAGCGACGCUCCUUUAAACCAAAGUCAUCGUUUAUGCGGAAGGUGAGGGUUAGGAUGACCUUGCAGUUCAUUGAAUGUAAAAUUUAGAAAAAUGGUAAAUUUUGAAAACUUGAAGUUUCAAAUUUCAAAAAAAAUUCAAAAAAAUUUAAAUUUGAUUUUACUAACAAAAAAACGAAAAAAAAGUUUUGGAAGCUUAAUUUAAGUAAAAUAAUUAAAAUGCCUGGGGCAUCUUUUAAAAAUUUUAAUAUUUUAUAAAAUGAAUGAUAAAUUUUUUACAAAAUUUAACAAUUUUUCCAUUUUUAAAAACGUAAAAAGUAAAUUUAAAUUCAUUUUUCAAUGCCAUUUCCAAAUAACAGCAAAGUCAAUUUAACUUUUUAAAAUUUUUGAAUCAAAUCAAUGUUUUGUGUACAAGUUGUCAAGUAAACCUUUUAAGACUAUAUUUUCUUUUCCGCGUGUUAUACUUGCCAUAUAUUAAUAUUUUGCCAUUUCAGUGUACUUCAAGCGUCGCACAACACUCACCGUGCUGCUUUGUUACCUCCGGCAGAAAGCCGAGAUUUAUUAGACGAGCAAUUAAUGUAAGUUACUUUGCUUUGAUAUUUAGGUGUUUACCGUGUAUUCUAUGGUUUAUUGUGACUUUACUUUGAGUUUUACUUUAAAAUAUCUACUGCAAUAUGAUUUUUUACCUUAAGAUACCUACUAUAAUAUAAUUUUUUACUUUUAAAUUUUAUUUUUUAUCAAAAAAUCUAAAAAAUGCCAUUUCAGUGCCCACAGUCCAUUCAGCAGCGUCUUUUACAACAUUGACUCCUGUUCCGUGUCACCAUCCUCAUCCACAUACUCCACCAGCUCUAACCCCACAUCCCCUCAGGCAGUUCCAUGUUCAGCAUCGACCAGUAUCCCCAGCCCGCCCUUCCUCCACGUCCUAUGCCCCGCCGAAACCGUCGAUUGGCGCGAGUGGAUCGACCAACUUAUCGAUGAAGUCCGAAGCGAAAUUCACAACGAAACUGUAAGGUUGGGGUGAUUUGAGCGGGGAGAAGGGGGGGUGGGGGGGGAGAGCUUUAUUUAAGCUUGAAGCUGAUUGAAGUAGAGGGGGGGGGGCUUGAUUAGUACAGGGGUACUGUAAUAGUGUUUAUAAAAAGGUCGAACAAAUUUAUUAAUUUUUGUUGUUUUAGAUCUUUAACAAUGCUUCAUCUCCAUCUGGAUCCACCACGUCGUCGUCGAGUAGGAAGCGAAAGGUGAGUUUGGCCCUAAAAUACUUUAAAGAACUUUUUGAAAUUGUGGUUUUUACUAAUUUGUUCAAAUAAUUAUGUGCCCCUUAAAUUCGUAAGUUUGCUUUGUAAGGAGCACAGAAUUAUUUGAACUACCUAACAAAAAAGUUUUUAACUUUAUUGUAUAACCUAACUAAGCUCAAUGAUUUUCUAGCAUCCUUCCUCCGACUCACCGUGCUCAGACUCGGGAAUCGGCUCAGCCGCCUCCACCGGCUCCGCCACCCCUCCACCCCUAACCAAACGUGCCAAAAAGUACUCGCUAGCCUCGUUGUCGCACGAACAAAUCGCGGAACGCAAAAAAGAGCAGAAUCGCAUCGCUGCUCAACGUUACCGCUCCCGAAAGACCCACACCCUGGAGGAGGGUCGGGUCGAGAUCCAGCAUCUCGAGUCCCGCAACUCCAGCCUCCGCUCCGAGAUCGAAGCCAUGAAGAAGGAGAUUCAACAACUCAAGGGCGUUCUGGUCGGCGCUAACUCCUCAUAA
This is a messenger RNA of Bursaphelenchus okinawaensis, 2450 nucleotides long. NCBI's taxonomy places the organism in Eukaryota, Metazoa, Nematoda, Chromadorea, Rhabditida, Aphelenchoididae. The record is from the annotation of a GenBank genome assembly.